AAUACGCCUUAUUUAAGCUAUAAAGCCUAGAUAGUUUUGAUCAAAAGCAUCGUAGAUAGCGAGAAUUGAAUAUAUCUUUAUAGUUUACUUAUUCGCAAAGAGAGAAUAGAAAAAAAAAAAAAUUUAUAUAAACAAUAUAAUGAGGGAUAGAAGCCCGGAUAUUGAAAGCAAUCGAACUAUUGUAGAAUUAUUGAUUGUGGCGGAUAAGAGUUAUGAUUAUGUUAAAUCUAGCAGAAGAAAGAAAUGCGAGAAAAUUGACUUAGGCGAUAAAUUUAUAGCUCCUGAUGGCGGUUGGGGUUGGCUGGUCGCCAUAGCUAGUGGCGUUAGUUUGUUGGUAACGGUAGCGAUAACUCAACAAUUUGGCUUAAUAUUUCGUGAUUAUAUGAUAACAUUGGGCAUAACCAGUUCACAAUUAACUACAAUCAUUAAUGUGCAAAUUGCUGCAUCGUCUUUUAGUGGUCUUCUUAAUGGGCCGUUAUUUCGAAGAUUAUCGUACCGUCAGGUGGCUUUGAUCGGUUCAUUUUUAAUGUUUUUCGGUCUCUUCACAUCAACAAUCGCUGAUUCGUUUAUUUUCUAUAUUUUCUCCUAUUCAUGCUGUUAUGGCCUGGGUCGUGGCUUAAUAUUAUCUGCGUCCUCUUUAGCAGUUAAUACAUUUUUUAAAAAGAAACGUUGCACUGCGACUGCUUAUCAGUUCGGUGUAUCGGGAAUAGGUCCAAUUUGUUUACCAUAUCUUACCACUUAUCUAUUGGAAUAUUAUGGCGUCAAGGGCACUGUUCUUUUAUUUGCUGGCUUCGCUUUAAACGCAAUACCUUGUUCCCUUGUUUAUCAGCCAGUCAAAUGGCAUAUUAAGCAAAGUUUUGCGAAUGCGAAUAUGAAACUAAAUGAAACUGCGGAACGAACAACUCCCGUAUUGUCGCGUGCUCGUAACAAUUGCUUUCGUUCAUGUCCAUCACUGCCUAUGAUCUCGUAUAAGAAUUCUGCAAACGGUACGGAGCAGCGAGUCGAAGUGUCCGAUUUGCAAUCAUUAAAGAACUCAAAGAGUUGUUACAAAAAAGCAUUCACAUCGUCAUUGACUCAUAUAACGAAAGGCAAGACAAUCGGACAAACUUUUGGCAAAUCUCAGCAAAAGAAAGAUGAAAAGAGACCUUGGCAUAUGGUUGAUUAUCGAAAGAUUAUUGCGUUCUUUGAUUUAGAUUUAUUGCGUGACUUAAGUUACGUGAAUUUGGCUGUAGGCCUGACUUUGAUAAGUUUCGUUGAAGUCAAUUUCACUAUACUGACACCGUUUAUAUUGUCGGAUUUUGGUUUUGCCAAUUCCGAAAUUGCGACGGCCAUGUCAUCGUUGGGCAUUAGUGACUUAAUCAUGCGUUUCAUGAUACCCUUAAUAACAUCAAAAAUGAAUUAUAAUAAUAAAACGUUUGUAAUAGGAGGCUUAUUGGGCAUGUGCUUAGGACGUGCUAUUCUUUCAUUGACGCGUAACUUUUAUGUUAUGUUGACGAUAUUUUUAUGGUUUGGUUUGAAUAAAGCCUUUCGUUUGGUGUUUUGGUGCCUAAUCAUACCAGCCCAUGUGCCAUUAAAACGUUUGCCAGCCGCAUCCGGCUUACAGCUAUUAAUGACCGGCUUAUUCUCUUUCGCUUUUGGACCAUUGAUUGGUUUGAUACGCGAUAAUACCAGUUAUGCUGUUACAUUAAAUUGCCUCAAUGCAUUAUGUCUGCUGGCGAUUCUUUUAUGGAUGUUAGAAGAUGUCGUGCGUAGGUUUAAGUUAAGAAAGAAGAAAAGUAAAUUGAAAUCCGUGAUGGAUACAUUGCAAUAAUGUCAUGUAUUAUAAGUAAGAUUUAUCUAUAAAAUUAGUCAAAUAGAUUUGCGGAAUUUAUUAUUUACUGAACGUACGUGAAACUCGCA
Glossina fuscipes is the source of this 1899-nucleotide messenger RNA. Its product is annotated as monocarboxylate transporter 5. The coding region runs from base 140 to 1810 and encodes 556 amino acids. Gene Ontology annotation, molecular function: monocarboxylic acid transmembrane transporter activity. Lineage: Eukaryota; Metazoa; Arthropoda; Insecta; Diptera; Glossinidae. Gene Ontology annotation, biological process: monocarboxylic acid transport; transmembrane transport. The transcript has 6 exons. The record is from RefSeq and is a predicted model, not a curated record.